Phyllostomus hastatus (greater spear-nosed bat) is the source of this 5070-nucleotide messenger RNA. It is a transcript of the gene MALT1, whose product is annotated as MALT1 paracaspase. Gene Ontology annotation, molecular function: cysteine-type endopeptidase activity. The record is from RefSeq and is a predicted model, not a curated record. The transcript is spliced from 17 exons. Gene Ontology annotation, biological process: proteolysis. Bases 476 to 3025 code for a protein of 849 amino acids. NCBI's taxonomy places the organism in Eukaryota, Metazoa, Chordata, Mammalia, Chiroptera, Phyllostomidae.
CGAGCACUCCCUUCCUUGGCGUGGGGCAAUCAUCCUCCCACGGUCUCGGGAAGCCCCGACGCCUCACGCGUCCUCGCCGUAGAGGAGCCGCCCGGGCGUAGUUCCUCCACCGCUUCCUCCUCCAGCGGCAACCACCCGAUCCUUCCUGCAGAACCAGGACUCCACCUCCCGGGGUUUGAAGCGCGCGCCUCCGCAGGCGGAGUUGGUAGGGAGCCGGGGGCAGGCGCGAGGUGGUGCGCACGCGCGCACAGUGGGCGGCCCCGCCCCCGCCCACGCCCACGCACCGCCUCCUCGUCGCGGCCGCCGCGGCCGGUCCACCCGGCUCCCGGCAGCAAACCUGUCUCGGCGGGGCGGGAGCGGAGCUUCCUCCUCCGUGUGCGGUGCCGCGCCGCCGGUUUGUCCUUCCGCCCCUGCCUCCGCGGCACUCGAGCGAGCGAGGCGACGAGCGGAAGGUGCACUGGAGCCGACGGUCGCGAUGCGGCCGGCGGGAGCCGCCGCAGUCGCGGCGGGGUCGCCUGCACGGGAGAUGCCGCAGUGCGGGGAGCCGCAGCAGGCCCUGUCGCCCCCGGCUUCGCAGCUGCCUCUGGUCGCACCUUCGGGGCCGCCGCUCCCGGCUCCGGGCAGCGUGACCAUCAACCGUCUUCCCGAGCCGCUGCUGCGGAAGCUCAGCGGGAGCUUGGACCGAGCGCCCGAGGGCCGAGGCUGGAGGAGGCUGGCGGAGGUUGCGGGGAGUCGGGGGCGCCUCCGGCUAAGCUGCCUGGACUUGGAGCAGUGUUCCCUGAAGGUCUUGGAGCCCGAAGGAAGCCCGAGCCUGUGCCUGCUGAAGCUCCUGGGCGAGAAGGGCUGCACUGUCACGGAGCUGAGUGACUUCCUGCAGGCUCUGGAGCACACCGACGCCCUCCAGCUCCUCAGCCCCCCAGGAAUAAAGAUCACUGUGAACCCGGAAUCAAAGGCGGUCUUGGCCGGACAGUUUGUGAAGCUCUGUUGCCGGGCAACUGGGCACCCUUUUGUGCAGUAUCAGUGGUUCAAAAUGAAUAAAGAGAUCCCAAAUGGAAAUGCAUCAGAACUUAUCUUUAACACAGUGCACGUGAAAGAUGCCGGCUUUUAUGUCUGUCGAGUCAACAAUAACUGCACCUUUGAAUUCAGCCAGUGGUCGCAGCUGGAUGUUUGCGAUGUCACAGAAUUAGCAGAAAGCUUCCAGGGAAGUCUGGAUGCCAUCUCUGAAUCCAAGUUGCAAAUAUGUGUUGAGCCAAAGUCCCAGAAGCUGACGCCAGGCAGCACGCUGGUCCUGCAGUGCGUGGCGGUGGGAAGCCCUAUUCCUCACUACCAGUGGUUCAGAAACGAGGCCCUGUUAGCCCAUGAGACGAAAAAGAUAUACAUGGUGCCGUAUGUGGAUGUGGAGCAUCAGGGAACCUACUGGUGUCGUGUCUAUAAUGACCGGGACAGUCUCGAUAGCAAGAAGGCAGAAGUCACCGUAGGAAGAACAGAUGGGGCAGUGGAGUGCACGGAAGAUGAAUUACAUCAUCUUGGGCAUCCUGAUAAUAAAGAGCAAACAGCUGAACAACCUUUGGCAAAGGACAAGGUGGCUCUUUUGAUAGGCAACAUGAAUUACUGGGAGCACCCCAAGCUGAAGGCCCCGCUGGUGGACGUGUAUGAACUGACCAACCUGCUAAGGCAGCUCGACUUCAAAGUCGUCUCCCUGCUGGAUCUGACCGAGUACGAGAUGCGCAAUGCUGUGGACGAGUUCUUGCUGCUUUUAGACAAAGGAGUAUACGGGUUAUUAUAUUAUGCGGGACACGGUUAUGAAAACUUUGGAAACAGCUUUAUGGUCCCUGUUGAUGCUCCAAACCCGUAUAGGUCUGAAAAUUGCCUGUGUGUGCAAAACAUACUGAAAUUGAUGCAAGAAAAAGAAACCGGACUCAACGUGUUCCUGUUGGACAUGUGUAGGAAAAGAAAUGACUACGACGACACCAUCCCAAUCUUGGACGCACUGAAAGUCACGGCCAACAUCGUGUUUGGAUAUGCCACGUGUCAAGGAGCAGAAGCUUUUGAAAUCCAGCACUCUGGAUUGGCAAAUGGAAUCUUUAUGAAAUUUUUAAAAGAUCGAUUAUUAGAAGACAAGAAAAUUACCGUGUUACUGGAUGAAGUCGCAGAAGAUAUGGGCAAAUGCCAUCUUACCAAAGGCAAGCAGGCCCUAGAGAUCCGAAGCAGCUUGUCGGAAAAGCGGGCACUGACGGACCCCAUACAGGGAACGGCGCACUCCGCGGAGUCUCUGGUGCGGAACCUGCAGUGGGCCAAGGCACACGAGCUCCCCGAAAGCAUGUGUCUGCGGUUUCAGUGCGGUGUCCAGGUCCAGCUAGGGUUUGCAGCCGAGUUCUCCAACGUCAUGGUCAUCUACACGAGCAUCGUCCACAAGCCACCCGACAUAAUGAUGUGUGACGCCUACGUCACCGAUUUUCCGCUUGACCUAGAUAUUGAUCCAAAAGAUGCAAAUAAAGGGACACCUGAAGAGACCGGCAGCUAUCUAGUAUCAAAGGAGCUUCCCAAGCAUUGCCUGUACACUAGACUCAGUUCACUGCAGAAACUAAAGGAACAGCUCAUCUUCACGGUGUGCUUGUCGUAUCAGUACUCGGGGCUGGAAGACACCAUCGAGGAGAAGCAGGAGGUGAACGUGGGGAAGCCUCUCAUCGCCAAGCUGGACAUCCACCGGGGCUCGGGGAGGAACACGUGCUUCCAGACCUGCGUCAUGUGCAACGGCCCCUACCCGAGCUCCGCGCCCGCCCCGGCCGGGCUCUACCACCCCUCGCAGGACUCCUUCCUCGGCGUCUACCACUCGCAUCUCGGCGACUCCGGCAGCGUCCCGCCGUCGGACAGCUGCCACUGCAGCCGGACUGCAGACGCCUUCAUUUCCAGUCACCACGCGCACCGGUACACGUCUCCGUUCGGGGGCAGUAACGUGCCCGUCGAGACCACCGACGAGAUCCCGUUCAACUUCUCCGACGGGCUCAGGAUCUCUGAGAAGUGACCUCCUCGCUUUUGAAAGUUACAGUUGCCAGAUGCCUCCGACGCAACAGUACUUGUGGAAAGUGGGGUGUUGUGGAAAGGCACAUGUGCAUGUAGGGAGGGAGAAGUAAGAGCCGUCCCCUGGUGAGCUCAGGACUCUGAGCUGAGCUGCUGGAUCUCUAUUGUUCAACCACAGACUUCCGCGUCCUGCUUUCUCGGUGAAGGCCUCGGCCGAUGGGUUCUGUGAGAGGGAGGUACCGAUGUGGGCGUGUUCAUUUGUACAUAACAGAAGUAUUUCCAUUUUGACCACCCUGAAGGGAGAACACUGGGAAUGGCAUCACUGUGGAAUAAAUCCUUGCAUUUUCAGAGCCAGAAAAAGGAUCUCUGUGAUGCUCAGGCUCACCCGGAUUUGAUGAGGGGAGGAACACACCGCGGCGUCUGGUUCAAGUGGGAGCUGGCACUGCGACCCCCGGAUUUCCAGCCUGGGAUUCUGCCGCGCGCACCGCCUUCCCGACGGGCUCGGGGACGGGCAUCGCAUGUGCAGACAGGGGUGAAGACAGUGUGGAAUCGUGGGUAUCUGCACGUAAACUAGACGUGCGCAGGCUUUAGUCUGCGAUUAUAGGACUUGGCUGCUAAUGUCAGUUAAGAGGUUUGCAUGUAAAUUUUACGUAGAACAAGCUGAAGUUUUUUGGUCUGAGGUCAAGAAAGCGCAUGAGCGGUGACAAAACGUGUGUCUCUGUAAAAGCUGGACAGCAGGAUGGGGACAGCAGGGUGGGGGAUAACCAUGCGACCGGGGAAAACCCGGCGUCCGCCUGCCUGAACCCUACGAACACUUGGACGUGUCUUCCUUGGUAACACGCGCCUUCUUACUGAACUUGACCCACCUUGGAAGUAAUCUCACCACCUUACUCCUUAAAGUUGUUCUGCCCCAAAGCAAGUUUAAAACGUAGCUGUCGAUAACAAAGAGAAAAUUGUGUUUGUAAUUUUAAAACAUUCCACAAGGAAAAUCUCAGGCGCAGAUGGCUUCCCUGCUGUAUUCUACCAAACAUUUAGAGAUUAACGCCCAUGCUGCGCUGACGUGGAACCAAAGACAUCACAAACUACAGACCAGUGUCUACUGUGAGUGUAGAUUUAAAAAUCAUCAGCAAAGUACUAGCAGACUGAAUCUGGCAACGUAUAAAAAGGCUUGUACACCAUGGCCAAGUAAGAUUCACCCCAGGGUCCCACGGUCAGUGUAACACCCAAAAAUCAGUGUGCUGUGCAAAGGAGUCUUGCUCACAGUAGGCACAUCCGAUAAAGUCACCGGUAAUACUGAGUUAGAGACUGUGCAGCUGUAGCCCCUGGGGGGAGUGUGCCAGAGCUGGAAUUCGAGCCUGUCCGACUGGCCCCGGAGCCUGAGCCUCUUGCACUGCCCUGUCCCCGCCCACUCCGUCCCGGUCGUCUCUGAGGGAGAGCGGGAACGAGCAAGUGUCGGCUCGUUCGGCCUCAGCUGAGAGCACGCGCCGCAGGGAACUCCGGGUCCUCGCUAGUCUGCACACGUCUGUGAGUGAUCCCAGAAGCGCCGCAGGUGUUGGUUUUGGGACCACAAAUCGGCAGAUCCACAAAUUCAGAGUCACAAAUCAUGACUGACUGUACCAUGUUCACAAAGGACAAAGUGACCACAUGAUUGUCUUGAUAGGUGCAGGAAAAGCAUUUGAUAAAAUUCAGCACCAUUCACGAUAAAUGUGCUCAGCGAGCUGGGAGUGAGAGGGAACCUCCUCGACACAACGAAGGGCGUCUGUGAAACACCCACGGACAACGUCUCACCUGCCGGCAGCGGGCUGACUGCCGAGUCUGUCCUCCGAAGGUCGGGAAGGAAAACCGCGUUCUCUCGCAGCACCUCCACUCAGCAUUGCGCUUGAGGUUCCAGCCACGGCAGUUAGGCAAGAGAAAGAUAAAAGGCAACCAUACUGGAAAAGAAAACUAGAUCUAUUUAUAGGUUAAUAUAUAUAUAUAUAUAUUCUCGGUAUCUCGUUAUGUAGAAAGUCCUAAGGAGUUCAUUUAAAAAUAAAUCAUUUCAAUAGGUUA